Molecule: messenger RNA, 5353 nt
Organism: Ceraceosorus bombacis
Lineage: Eukaryota; Fungi; Basidiomycota; Exobasidiomycetes; Ceraceosorales; Ceraceosoraceae
Source: the annotation of a GenBank genome assembly
AUGUCGAACAGUAGCGCUCAGACGCCCACGCAGGAUCUACCUUUGCCAGCGAGCGCUGCCUAUACAAGCUCCAGCUCGAGGGAAACAGAUGGGAGCGCCAGCGCAGAAAGCUCGGGAAGCAACACUGCUCCCUCCAAUCGAGGAGCCACUUCUGCCGCCUCUCGCUUAUGGUCCUCAUGGAUCUCGCCCUCCUCUUCUGCCUCUUCAGCUGCAAGCUCCGCUUUCGAGCAUCGCAAGACUGGCGGCAAGCGAGCCUCCUCUGCGUUAUCGGGUCAAGUGGCAGCAGCACGAAUACCGACGUACGAAGAAUUCAGAUCUCAAGAACCUCCUCAAGCCAGAUUGUUGAGAUUGAGAGGACUUUUUGAUAUACUGCUGGAUAAUGAUGAUGAGGAUGCGUUGGCUGGAGGAAGAGCAAAGGAAGAGUGGCAUAGGACUGCCAUGAGGGCAAGGUACGGCGCUGGUGGAGCGUGGGCCAGAGGCAGUCUCGCCAGCGAGAAUCCUCUCGGUGCUGGCAGCAGCGGCGGAGGAGGAGGAGGCACCACGAGCAGCAACAGCCCAGCUGGUCGAUCUCCCAACAGGAAUCGUCCGAGCUUCGGAGACACGCAAGAGGAAAAGACUGCCGCUUGGGGUCCUCCUGCCUCGCCAUCUGCGAGCAGCAGCAGCAGCAGCAGCAGUAGCAGCGGCAGCAGCGGCAGUGCACGAACCGCCUCUUCUUCCGACUCUGCUCCAAACGUCACACCUCCUUCUCAGAGCUACGCCAAGGAGCUCUUGAGUCAGUGUAGAGCUUGCAGAGCCGAAUUGGAAAAGGAGAGGCAGAAGCGGGUCAGUCAUGGCGGCGAUGGUUCUGAUGAAGGAGGCUGGUUGGAUAGCGCUACCAGCUGGAUCCCCUUUGUAGGCUCCGAAUCUAGCCAAGAUUCGUCCGCUUCAUCGGCUUCAUCCAGCCCCUCGUCGAGCACAGCGGGCUCGCAAUCGUACACUGACAAUCUCAUGGGAUCUAUAGGAUCGCUGCUCGGCAUGGACUCCAGCGACGCUUCCUCGCGCAACACUUCCCCUUCCUCAUCUUCCGAAUCGGACAUGCGCGCAGACCACGAGGGAGAAGCGGGAUGGGUGGGAUCGGGUGUGUGGGGUCUAUCGGCUGUCGGAUCAAAGCAGAGGGAAAAGGAUCGCUCCUUGGAUCAAGAGAUUCGACAGAGGGGACAGAGCGGACAGGAUCACGAACAUGGAGCUCGCAGAAAGAGGCAAAUCGAGUGGGAGGGCUUCUUGAGGUAUGCGGAGUCAAAAGAGAGAGGUGAGCGAGCGCGCAAGUCUUCUUCUUGCUUUUUGCGAUGACGCACACGAGCUGAUGUCUGGUGCCGCGCCUCACAGAGCUGUAUCGCAUCUUCAUCGAGCUGGACAAGAAUGGAGACAUGCAGCUAGACGCGUCAGAGAUUGGGACUGCACUAGAUAGAGCAGGUAUAGAUUUGGCUCCAGAAGCUCUGGAAGACUUUAUAGCGAGCUUGGCCAGCUCGAGCGCUAGAUUGCCCACCGCGUCAUCGUCACCCGCAAACGGCGCUCGAGGGGAUGGCAGCAGCAACGAGGCGGCGGCGGCGAGCGCGGUGCAGCCGCAGACGAAAAUCAGCUUUCCUCAAUUUAGGGAUUAUCUGCUGCUGCUUCCGAGGAAACCUAGUGUGGGAGAGGUGAGCCGGCGAGCAGGUUUCUGUUGGUGCGCGCGCACACGGGCUGAUGCGUCGCGCACAAUCGCAUGCAGAUCUACCGCUUCUACCAAGUUAGAAAAGCCUGGGGUCUCUUUGGAGCUCAGGGCAUCUUUGCCUCGUUUUCGGAACAAUGGGGCAAGACGGAGAGGCACGGAGCGACGUCUGUGAAUCUGGACGGAGAUGUCAGCAUGGCUGGAGAAGAGCGCAAAAAGGGCACCAAUUUUGGCAAGGUGUCUUUGAGCGAGGAGGAAAAGGAGCGGAGGAGACUGGCUGGCGAAGGUGCGAGCAAGGAGGAGACAAGGAGCGGCGAUAGCGGCGCAACAGCGCAAGGCUCCGAUGCGAGCAGCAGCGAGAGCUCGAUGCAGGAUGCCACGACAGACUCGACAGCUCAGCCUCUGCAUGGCGACGAGGAAGAGGAAGAAGAGGAAGAGGAUUCGGACAUGAUCCAUGGAGAUGUCGCCGUCAAGUUUCUCUUGGCUGGCGGAAUAGCUGGAGCAGUGUCGCGAACAGCUACAGCGCCGUUCGAUAGGCUCAAAAUCUACCUCAUUACGACUUCGCGCCAACAAGCGCAAGGGCAGCCUCUUGCGGAUGCCGUGAAGAACGCGCAGACUGCGGAGGCAGUUGCGAAAAAGACGGCGCAGACCGCGACGAGGAGUUUUGGAUUGAUGUACGAGGCGAUUCGGGCGUUGUACGUGCAGGGUGGAGGACUCAAGUCGUUUUGGGUAGGCAACGGUCUGAACUGCAUCAAAAUCUUUCCAGUGAGUGGCGGCUUUGAGAGUGACGUUGGAGUCCUUGGCUGAUAUGCCCCCCCCCCGCCCCACACGCCGUCACAGGAAUCCGCGAUCAAAUUCUUGAGCUACGAGACGUCGAAGCGCGCCUUUGCAAAGUAUGUCGAUGAGGUGGCAGACUCGAGGGAUAUCAGUGGAAGCAGCCGCUUCAUCAGUGGUGGUAUCGGUGGCAUCACAAGUCAACUCGGUGAGUCUGCAGUGUUGCGUGCCGAAUUUUGCGUCUGCCGACAUUCUCCGCACACCACCUCGCAGCCAUCUACCCCGUCGAGACGCUCAAGACGCGCUUGAUGUCUUCGCAGUCUGGCCAAGGGGCGUCGUCGGCGGUGCAGCUGCGCGGCAAUGCGCUGUUGGUAGCGACGGCCAAGGACAUGUGGAAGAAUGGCGGUCUGCGGACCUACUACCGAGGUCUCGGAGCUGGUCUGGUGGGCGUCUUUCCUUACUCUGCCAUUGACAUGUCGACGUUUGAAGGCAUCAAGCUGUUUUGGAUCAAGUAUACCGGCAAGGAAGAACCUAGCGUGCUUGCCCUGCUCGCAUUUGGCAGCAUCAGCGGUAGUGUGGGCGCUACGACAGUGUAUCCCCUCAAGUGAGUGGCGCGAGUCUGCUUGUCGUGUGCUACGAGACGUUGACCUCGCCGUGUCGGCCCUGUUUUUCACAGUCUGGUAAGAACACGCCUGCAAGCAGCUGGUACGCCGGCUCAUCCCCAGACGUGAGUCGGUUGCGUGUGCGCGCGAGCGUGGUGCAAAUCGCUCACUGCCUACUUCAUCACACGCAGGUAUGACGGCUUCUUGGACGUGGCGCGAAAGACGUACCAGAAUGAAGGCUUUCAAGGCUUCUACCGAGGUUUGGUGCCCACGUUGGCCAAGGGUGAGUGGGAGCGACAUGGCCAUACAUGUGGUCGUGCAGCACUCACACACCCGCCUAUUUUCCCCUUUUCGCAGUGGUACCGGCCGUAUCCAUCUCCUAUGUCGUGUACGAGCACAGCAAGAAGCAUUUGGGUGUGCAGUAGAAGCUUUUGGUCCUGCAAUGUGCUCCAAGUUUGCUGUCCCUGCACUCAUAAUUUCAUUAGAAUUCACGAUGCGAGACGUUUCGAAAGCAGCGAGGCGGGGGGGAUGCGCAUGCAUGAGGCCAGAUCGAGUGCUCGCGCACACACGGAUCACGUGACUUUAGGAGAUCGCGCUGUCAUGCGGGCGCGCGGCUUGAGACUGCACGGCCCGCAUGCCAUGCAUGGCGGUGCUCAUCGAGUUGUCAGUCAUAGCGGCCAUUGCAGGUGCUCGCCCUUUUUACCACCAUCUCAGCGGUUUGUCACAAGUCUCAUCUCCACGGCCAGUCGAUCCACUUGCAUUUUCAUUGAGCACACGCCACCCAAACGAGCUCUUAGCCCGGUGAUCUUUCGUCCUGCACGCGAGCUAAGCGCACGACGGCUGGCAACUCAUUUCAGGUCCAACCAGCCCAUCUCCUCAGCGCUACUCUGAUCGCGAUGCAGAAACACACGCUCUUGCCUCCUUCAUCUCUAGCGCAAGCAGAUGCCUCGUGGCUCACAUCCACAUCCACAUCCACCUCCACGUCCACAUCCACAUCCGACUCUUGCUCUCUAUCUCCAACCUUGUCUCAUCUGCUUCUCCUGCCCACCACCUCGCCCAUCCUGCAGCGCCUAUCGCGCGAGACGCUCAACGCGCUGCUGGAGCUGGAAAGGUCGGAAAGACCAGAUACGUACGAGGGAUUGCUAGAUGUUGCUAGGUACUGCGUGGACGAGGAACCUGGAUGGAGCGCGCAAGAUAGGUGGGAAUUGAUUAGACAAGGUACGAAUGUCGCAAAAGAGGAUGCCGGGUUGACAGGACAAAUGUCAAAGGAGGAAAAGCAACUGGAGAGAUUGGAAGAGGAGAUGUGGGACGCAGCUGGUAGGAGAACAAAGGAGCUGGUCAAAUUGGCACGAGAGGGUGUGACUGUCGAUGCUAUUCCAUCGCGCAGCACCAACAGCGACAAGACGAGCACGAGGAAUGCGUCAAACACCUUUGACGAUGAUCCACUCAUUUCUCUUGCCGACUUUACAAAGCUCAUCUCGCAAUCCGACAUUCUCUCUCACUUUUUCGCUCAAGACUUGCCCGGCUCGAUGAGGCUGGAGGCUGCAGUGAGGGUGCAAGAGACGCCUCGAGAAGCGUUGGCUACUUUGGCAGCUGUGGCGGUGACGGGCGGAGGAGGAGGAUCCUCUACUGCCAAGCGCGUUCGAGGCUUGUUGGGCGGUCUAUUGGGAGAGGUUGGGGAUAGGGUUGGAAAAGCGACGGGUAGAGAGACGAGGAUAGGCCCAAAAUGCAGCUUUGUGGGAUUGCAAAACGACGCUUCAAAGACGGAAUUGGACAGGUUGGAGAGGGGAUUUGCUGAUGCUCAGAAUGGUCGUGGUGCAGGUAAUGUGAGGAUUGCAAAAGGCGCGAAAAGUAGCGCAGCAGCAGCAGCAGCUGCUGCUGCUACUGCUACUGCACAAUCUCGACGACCUGGAAUGCCUAUUGGCGCUACGCCUGCGCUCGCUUCGGAGGCGGAAGAGCGCGUCAAGGCUGCAGCAGCUGCGCUGGUCUCACGCGAAGAAGGAGCAUUCGUCAUCGACGAGGCGAGGGAUGGGGAGGGGGAAGAGGAUGAAGAGGCGGCUACAGUGGACGAGCUGGAAGACGAGCUGCAAUUGGUCCCCGCAACGACGAAAUCCGGCGUCGAGGAGUCGAAGAAGAAGGAAGAGGAUAAGGCUACGAUGGCGCAGAAACGCAUGGCGGAUGGUGAGUCUUGAUUGGAGAGGGUGCGAUGGUGGCCCAGAGGUCAUUUGCGCAAUGCUAAAGCUGGACGGACGCUGCUUCCACAGACUUGCGAAAUGCUCCUGCGCAAUAG